AUGUCGUCUGGUGUGACGGCAUCUGCAAAGGACGAAAGUCCGGCGCUCCAUAUGAAUGGGGCCAUGUCCAAUACUACUCUAUCCACAGACAUCUCACCAACUACCAGUGCUCCUUCCGAUGAUCAGGAGGCAUCUAUAUCUGAAUCUAUAUCUCCGACAUCGACUUCUUCACAAUCCGUGCAGGGUGUGUCCCGAAUAUCCACCGCUAAACAUCGUUCAACUUCAACCUCACAUGCUACCCUGAAGAGUAGCACACAACUGAACGGCAUUAAACGAAGCCAACGUUCGGCAAGCGCAAAUCCACGAGACUUUAGUAGGACAACAGCUCCUCGGAAAACCCUCGAACCGCCCUCUACCGCUUCUUCUUCCCGUCUGCAAUCGAAACCUUCCUUUCAAGAUAUCAUCAAACGAUUUAAUGACCAAAACGACGAAUCCUUACCCUUACCGAAACCCCGAAGUGCUAGCAUAUCAAGCAGUCGUUGUGCUUCCCCUACUCCUAUAAGAUCUAAAUCCUCAUUGGCAACACAUGCACCAAGCAAGUCAGCCUCAGCUAUAAAGCUAGCCUCGAUCGUGAAGCCGGCUUCUUCUACCACCCGCUCUACUGUGAAGACUUCCUCGAAGCCUUCUCUGAAUACCUCAAAAACUGGAAGAGAUCGUAGGAAUUCUGGGUCGAGUACAAGUUCACAACAAAGGGGUCGAAAAACCGCUACCCGGUCUGCCACUGACCCUAGCGUUAGAAGUGCAACACCAGCGGACUCGAUUGGAACAGCACCCUCUGACACGGAGUCGAAGCCAACUGGUCCAAAACCGACGAAAGCAAAAUCACUAACUCUGACGACAGCGGCUAGGGACUCUUCCACUCCACCUGUAUCACCGAUAUCUCCCACCGAAAUUAAAAAACGACCCAGGCCCUCGUCAAUUUCCACGAGCCGCACAACAACCUCAUCAACAACGACACCCGGUUCAAGAUCCUCUCUACCGAAGCCAAUUAAUACCAGGACCAGCUCAAAUGGGAAAACAGGCCCCUUAAAGUCCCCCUCAUUGAACGCUUAUAUAAAAGCACCAGAAUCCCAACAAAAAUCCCCUGCUUUACGAUCUUCAAGACCUCGGUUGCCCGUUGGAGCGGUAAAGAAUGCACCUCAAACACGUUCCGGAAUGACAGAAUCUUCCUCGACUUCUGGCAAGAUGAAUGGACGGGCCACGCGCCCAGCGGCGUCGGCCGCUAAGGACGACAAGCCGAAGAAGAAGAUUCCAGAGUUAGGAACCAUUGAUUUUGCAGCCCGCCGAAAAAUGAUCGCUAGCGCAUUCAACGAUCGGAUGGAAAAGGAACGAGAGGAACGGAACAGAGCCCAUCAAAAGAAAGAAAGAGAGGCAGCCGUGAAGAGGAAGCAACAGGAGGCCGAAGCUAAGAAGGCAGCGGUUGCCGUGGCUGCUAGAUUGGAUGAGGACAACAUAAGUCCGACGUCGCAGCCUCCAAUUGGUCUGGGUCUUGACUUUGGCGAUAGUGUAACGACGUCAGAAUCGAACGAGGUAAUCGAGCAAGCAGAGUUAAAUGAGUUUAUUUCCGACUCACAUGCUGCAGAAUUCGUUGAUACCUCGUUAAUAAACGUCCAAAAUUACCAAAUAACGCAAACCACGCCAGCUCCUGAAAAUGAGAAUUCCACGCAAAUACCAGUACCCGGGUUGCCUGAGCGGCCGUUCUCAGCUGGCCGCCCCUCGCCAAGGUCCCCUAGAGUGCUCGGAAAACCAGAGUCAUACAAACGAUUAUCGGCCGCUUCGCUUUCAGCUCCACAUGACGGAUCGACCACCAGCAGCCGGCCAUCCUCCCGACAGAUGUUUACCGAGGUCGACGAUCAGUCUGCUAUUGCUACGCUUGUGGCAUCGCCGCCUAUCGUCGAAGUGCACGUUUCCCACGAGGCAACAUCUUCCUCAGAAUCUCCUAGAGUCCAUCCCAAACUACUUAUUCCUGGCCAUAGAUCCCCGGAGCCGUCUGGACCCGACGCCUUUCACGAUGAACUGUUAUUCCGGAGGUCGUUGUCUCCGAUACAGGGUUCGCCGUCCGCUCGGAGUGAUGGUUGGGAGAAAGCUGUGGAAGAUGAAAAGCGUAGAAGGAAGGAAAUAGAACAGGACCGAGAACUCAAACUUAAAAACCGACUUUCAACACCCGUUACCCCGAAGAACGGCUCGCCUCUCUUAGAAAAUGACACGACGCCCCGAGGAUACUCCCACAAGAAGCAAUCAUCAUGGUCCGCCUCACCACACCUGGCGCCGCCAGAUUCGCUGGGGCAGAUUAUGUGGAAAUAUCGCCCUUUGUCGACAAGCGGGGAGAGUAUGAUCGAUACUUUCUACAAAGAACAGGAAGAGCUCUCUCUGGCUAGACGACGCAAACAAGAGCUUAUGAGAUUUGUCGAGCCCGAAUCACCAGCGGAAUAUGAAGAACCGACAGAUAGCAAAGGCAAAGCGUUGAAUCGAUAUGAAUUGCACGAUAAGGAGUACACUCUGGAUGCCGAGCCUGAAGGGAAUGAAGGCGGCGGGUACGUCCACAUCGAAGGAACUUAUCGAUACUCUGCAUCGACAGUUAAUUCUUCGGUCCGUAGCAGGUCGGUGGAUCCAAACGACUAUUGGACACCCCAGCCGUCAAUUGGCGAGUUCGAAGGUAAUCCGCCGCGGGAAAGCUGGGCCACUGAUAGUACAAUGACCAGCUAUAGUACCAGUUCCGGCCUAGCCCCGAAUGGCAGCUUCAACCGGAAAAUAAUGGACAGGGAGAGGCCUAUAAAUGCUGACACUCCGCCAACACCACCUCCCAAAGAUUUCGUCUUUAGCCCUAAACAUGCUUCUUCUAUUAAGUCGGUGGCCUCUGAUGCCAUGCCACCGCCCCCACCCAAAACAAUCGCUUCACGUCGCGCUAGCUCAUCCUCGGAAAACGUUGAACCACUUCGAAUUUCUAAACCACCCGUUCUGCCGCAUCAAGAGGUCUACGAAAGCCCGAUAAGCAUCAACUCUGCAAAUUCUUUGCAUCCAGCUACACAGGACGAUGCCCCCGAAGGUUCCGAUCAUUCACCAUCUAGCGAAUAUUCAGACGAAGCACCAUCCGAUAGAUCCUCGCAGACAAGGGAAUCCGCGACUUUGGUAUAUCCUGAGACGUCGCCGAAUACAUCAGUCAUCACUAAUACCGGGUCCUUCGUUUCCACUCAGGAGCCGCAAGCUUUGGACGCCCAGGCCGUCGAGAAAAAGAUGUUAACGAAACGCCGCUUUUUGCUUCGAGAACUUAUCGAUACCGAGAAAACUUUCUUUCAAGAUAUGACAGUCACAGAGGAAAUUUACAAGGGAACCGCAGACGCUUGUGACGAUUUAAGGCCAGAAGACAUCCGGGUUUUAUUUGGUAAUACACAUGCUAUAGUCGCAUUCUCUCGUGGGUUUCUUGAUAGCCUCAAGGCCGCCGCCGCCGCCGUCUAUGUGCCGAGCAAACAGCCAAAGACGCCGUCUGGGUCCCAAAUCGACGUUAACGAUGGGAACAAUGAACCAGAGGCAGAGGUUUCUCAAGAGGCAGAUUCCCAAACAUGGGUUGGAGAAGCAUUUGCGCAAGCGCUGCCAAAUCUAGAGAGGGUCUUUGGAGACUACUGCAAAAACCAUGAGGCUGCUGUUAGUAAACUGCAAACUUUAGAAAAAGUUCGAGGGAUUGCAAUUUGGCUGAAGGAAUGCAAAGUUGUAGCCGAUGAUUUAACGCACGCGUGGUCUCUCGAAUCGUUACUUAUCAAACCCGUGCAACGUCUCCUCAAAUAUCCGCUGCUUCUCGACCAGAUUCUCGACUGUACGCCCGUGGGUCAUCCUGAUAGAGAAGCAAUUGAGUUGGUUAAAAAGGAAGUGCGUAUCAUUACCGAAAGGAUCAAUGAGUCUAAGAAACGAAAGGAUAUGAUGGACAAAUUAGUCGGACCCCGGCGGAAAGGCGAUAAUGAUCUUCGACACGGCCUAACUAAGGGCUGGCAGCGUAGAGCAGAGAAACUUCGCCAGACCGUCGGGCUGUCUACAGAUCUGCCCGCCGAUACCCGGUAUACGACCGCAGUAGAAAAAUUUCACAUCCAAGCCGCCAAACUAAAGCCACUGAUGGAUAAAAUUGACGAAUAUUCCAAUGCAGCCACUGUUAAUAUGGAUGCUCUAUGUGCAAUGGCGUUGAGGUUUGAGGAAUUUGCUUCCUGUAGUCCAACUAGAUUUAAGGAAUAUGAGGAGAGAUGGCAAACUCUUACUAAGCGCACAAAAGAAAUGAAGGAGGUCGCGCUUUUAGACCAUCGAAUCCGCAUAAAACGGCAUGUCAUCACGCCAAUAGAGACUAUUCAGAAAUUAUGUGAGAACACCAACAAGGUUAUGCAAAAACGCGAGAAGAAGUUGGUAGACUACGCUCGGUAUCAAGCCAUGAAGGAAAAGGGCGAUAAAAUCGACAAGAAGACCAAGGACCUAGCCGACGCUUAUAUCACAAUCAAUGACACACUGUUGGACGAGCUUCCUAAGCUACACACUAUGGUUGAGAACCUCCUUGAUGCUGUACUGGCCAACUUUGCAGAACUUUGCUGUGUCUGGGAUAAGUACUUGGCUUCUCGACUUGAGGGUUUGCUCGAUCCUUUGGAUAUCCCCUCCAACUUUUCCGACAUUAUUGAAGUUUACAAGUCCGAUUUCAAUAAAGUCGAAUCCGUUGUUGAGUCGCUGACCAUCACAAAUACGAAUGCAAAUAUGUGGAAGACAUAUUCGAUAUAUUCUCAAGGCUCAUCCUCGUCAAACCCAGAAACUUCAUCCUUAAGCUCCCACUCACUCUACAGGUCUCCAACAGCUGAUGGCGCCACCCCGUCACCUAAUCCUUCGAAUUUUGGACGCAGUAGUCUCGGGGGUAACUCCUCAUCCCAUAGGCACUCUGGUUCCUACAGCCCUGGUUCAGCUUUAGUAGCUGCUUCACUCGGCCAUGCUCUUCCAAUCCUACCUGGCGCAGUAGCUUCCGUUCAAGCUGCCCAAAGAGGGCGGGCUGCAUCAGCUUUCAAUAUACCGCCUACGCGGGCGCCGCCUCCACCACCCAUCCGGGCCCUCAGCAGUGCCAGUGUCCCAGUACAAACGCACAGCCCGGGUCUCUCACCAACAUACUCUACACAUUCGGUUGCCCCAAGCGUAGCAUCCGCACCGCAAACCCAUACCCUCAAUGCGUUCCAUACCGUCGACGGAGGCUCGCCUAACCCAUCUCGUCCAACCACCGCUGAUGCAACCACCACCCCUAUCACCGGUAGAAUGGUGAAAGGACAUCCUGUGUUGUGGCUUUGCGCCAGCAUUUACGCCUACCAUGCGAGCAAGGAAGCAGACGCCAAGCGGGAUUCUGGUUUCCCCUACUUGACCUACGAUCAAGGCGAGAUUUUCGAUGUCAUCGGCGCUAAGGGCGAAUACUGGUUAGCAAGAAACCAAGAUGACAAAGGCCAAGAUUUCGGCUGGAUCUGGAGCAAGCAUUUCGCAAGACUGGCUCUCGACUGA
Molecule: messenger RNA, 5505 nt
Organism: Orbilia oligospora ATCC 24927
Lineage: Eukaryota; Fungi; Ascomycota; Orbiliomycetes; Orbiliales; Orbiliaceae
Exons: 4
Coding region: 1-5505 (1834 amino acids)
Biological process (GO): intracellular signal transduction
Cellular component (GO): cytoplasm
Molecular function (GO): guanyl-nucleotide exchange factor activity; protein binding
Source: RefSeq, a predicted model, not a curated record